AUGGCUCUCCCGGGCCGCGGCAGGUUACUUACCUCGCCGUUCCUUUCCCUCGUGAUCCUCCCAUUCUUGAUUUUCCUCGUCAGUUUCACCAGUCCAGCUGCCGCAGCCGGAUCAGCAGUCCUCGGUCUUGAUGUCGGCACCGAAUAUUUCAAGGCCACCCUAGUGAAGCCCGGUAUCCCCCUCGAGAUCGUGCUCAGCAAGGACUCGAAGCGGAAAGAGUCAGCCGCCAUCGCAUUCAAGCCGACAAGAGAGAGCGAUGCCCCCUUCCCCGAACGGUUCUACGGUGGUAACGCGCUGGCCCUGGCGGCUCGGUUCCCGGACGAUGUGUACAUCAACUUGAAGACUCUCUUGGGCGUGUCUUUCAACGAUGGAAACGAUGAGGCGGUCAAGGGCUACUGGAGCCGGUAUCCAGCUUUGAAUCUUGAGACUGCUCCCGAUGGUCGCGGCUCUGUUGCGCUGCGUAGCAAUCGUCUCGGCGAGGUGCAAAAGAAGGAUGCGUUCCUGGUCGAGGAGAUCCUGGCUAUGCAAUUGAAGGAGGUCAAGUCCAAUGCUGACGCGCUGGCUGGUAAGGGCUCUGAUGUCCGCGAUGUGGUCAUCACGUACCCUGCUUUCUACACUGCGGAGGAGAAGAGAAGCCUGGCUCUGGCUGCCGAAUUGGCUGGUCUGAAGAUUCAGGCCCUUGUUAGCGAUGGUCUGGCCGUGGGUCUGAACUACGCUACUAGCCGCAAGUUCCCCAGUGUGUCGGAUGGCGAGAAGCCAGAAUACCACGUCGUCUUUGAUAUGGGUGCUGGAUCGACCACCGCCAGCGUAUUGCGUUUCCAGAGCCGCAAGGUCAAGGAUGUUGGAAAGUUCAACAAGACUGUCCAGGAGAUUCACGUUUUGGGAAGUGGUUGGGACAAGACCCUGGGAGGUGACUCUUUGAACGAUCUGAUUGUCAACGACAUGGUUGCCAAGUUGGCUGAAGACAAGAAACUGAAAGACAAGGUUACUCCGGAGCAGAUCAAGGCCCACGGAAAGACCAUGGCCAGGCUUUGGAAGGAUGCGGAGAAGAUUCGCCAGGUUCUCAGCGCCAACACCGAGACUUCCACCAGCUUUGAGGGACUCUAUGACGAGGAACUCAACUUCAAGUACAAGGUUACCCGUGCCGAUUUUGAGAAGAUGGCUGCUGAGCACGUGGCUCGCAUUGGUGGUCCUCUUGAGCAGGCUCUUGCGGCCGCUAGCUUGAAGCUUGAUGAGAUCGAUUCUGUUGUUCUCCACGGUGGAGCGAUCCGUACUCCCUUUGUCCAGAAGCAGUUGGAGAAGAUCUGCGGAUCUUCCAAGAAGCUGCGCACUAAUGUCAACGCUGAUGAGGCCGCCGUCUUUGGUGCCGCUUUCAAGGGCGCAGCUCUUAGCCCCAGCUUCCGUGUCAAGGACAUCCGCGCCAGUGACGCGGCUACCUACCCCAUCGUCCUGAAGUGGAACUCGGAUGGCAAGGAGCGAAGCCAGAAGCUGUUCACGUCAGUUUCCCAGGUUGGCCCUGAGAAGCAGGUUACCGUGAAGAACCUUGAGGACUUCGAGUUCAACUUCUACCAGCAAGUUGAAGAGCAAGGUCUGCCCGUUCUGAGUGUUCAGACUCAGAACCUGACCGCCUCUGUGAACAAGCUCAAGGAUACUUUUGGCUGCACUACUGCCAACAUUACCACCAAGUUCAACAUUCGUUUGAGCCCUGUCAACGGUCUCCCCGAAGUGACCAGUGGCAAUGUCAGCUGUGAGGUCGAGGCCGAGAAGAAGGGCAGCGUUGUUGAAGAUGUGAAGGGCUUCUUUGGUCUCGGCUCCAAGAAGGGCGAACAAGAACCCCUUGCUGAGGAUGAGCCUAGCGAGUCGAUUACCCUCGAGCCCGAGUCUGAGUCUUCGAGUACCGCCUCUGCGAGCUCUUCUACGACGACUACCACUAAGGAGAAUGCCAAGCCGACUACCCAGACGAAGCUUGAGAUUAUUCCCAUCAACUUGAAGUCGACCCCUCUGGGAACCCAAGCUCCCUCUGUGGCCGAACUGGCUCGUAUCAAGGGUCGUCUGGCUGCUUUCGAUGCUUCCGACCGUGAUCGUGUUCUCCGCGAGGAGGCUCUCAAUGAGCUCGAGUCCUUCAUCUACAAGAGCCGUGAUCUUGUUGACAACGAGGAGUUUAUUCAGGCGGUCAAGGAAGACCAAUUGACUCUCCUCCAAGAAAGGGUCGCCAAGGCUAGUGACUGGCUCUACGAGGACAGCGACAAUGCCAAGACGGCCGACUUCCAGUCGAAGCUGAAGGACCUGAAGUCCAUCGUCAACCCCGCUCUGAAGCGCAUGAAGGAAUCUUCCACCCGCCCCGCUCGUAUCCAACUCCUCCAGGAUAUGCUCAAAAACGCAGAGUCCAUGAAGCAGUUGAUCGAGAGUCAGAUUGCCAACGACGAGCAGACUUACUCGUCUUCCCUUUCGGCUUCGAGCACCUCAACCGCCGCGGAGUCAGAGACCAGCUCCGAAGCCACCCCGACUCCUUCUCCUUCGGAUGAGACCCUGGAUGAACUCGACGAUGACUCGUACUCAACCUCGACCACCUCGAAGACCUCCACCAAGUCUUCGGCCGCGGCUAAGCCCACUGGCCCAAAGUACACCCUUUUCACCCCGACCGAUCUCGCCUCUCUGACAACAAUCUACGAGUCCACGAAGCCCUGGUUCGAGACCCAACUCGAGCUGCAGGAGAAGCUCACUGAGUCUGAUGACCCGGCUCUCACCGUCGUGGAAAUCGACUCACGUCUGCGCGAGUUCGAGCGCAUCCUGAACCGCAUGUACGAGCGUAUGACUGCCGCCGCUGGCCGCGAGGCCAAGAAGAACAGUGGCAAGCAGAAUAAGAAGAAGACCUCCGAGGAGAAGGGUAAGGGCAAAGAAAAGGCGAAGGAGGAGAAAAAGAAGGCGAAGGAGGAUACUAAGGACGAGCUGUGA
Molecule: messenger RNA, 2955 nt
Organism: Penicillium cataractarum
Lineage: Eukaryota; Fungi; Ascomycota; Eurotiomycetes; Eurotiales; Aspergillaceae
Product: Hsp70 family protein
Exons: 1
Coding region: 1-2955 (984 amino acids)
Biological process (GO): endoplasmic reticulum unfolded protein response; cellular response to hypoxia; negative regulation of hypoxia-induced intrinsic apoptotic signaling pathway
Cellular component (GO): endoplasmic reticulum chaperone complex
Molecular function (GO): ATP-dependent protein folding chaperone; ATP binding
Source: RefSeq, a predicted model, not a curated record